AUUAUUGUUGAUGCGAUAGCAUUGGGAAGGCAUAAAUUCACUGAUACUACCAAAUUCUCUUGCACGUAUCAACGACAAUGGAACAAUGUUUGAGAAAGAGAGGUGUUGUGAAUCGGGACAGGAUCAGUGAGUUGCCUGAAGAUUUGCUUCUACAUAUAUUGUCUAAACUUCCAACGAAAGAUGUCAUAGCCACGAGUGUUUUGUCUAAACAAUGGCGAUUUCUUUGGACGGUGGUGCCGAGGCUCGAGUUUGUAUCUCCCAGUAAGAAUUUUGCACAGAAUGUUGGCAGGUGUUUGCUUUCACAUAAAGCUCCGGUUCUAGAAAGUUUGCAUAUGAUGGUUGAAGAUACAUGUGAUGAACAAUAUAUUGGAGAUAUUGGAGCAUGGGUUGGAAUUGCAUUUGCACACCACGUGCGUGAGUUCGUACUCGAUGUUCUUCUUUACUAUGGUCAGAAAGUCCAAUUUCUGAGUAGCUUGUUUUGCUGCGAUACACUUGAGACCUUGAAGCUCAAGAAUUGGAUUCAUCUAGAUGUUUCCUUUCCGGUUUCUAUGAAGUCCCUUAAAACACUGCACCUUGAAUCUGUGACGUACAAAGACGAUGAAUCCAUUUGUAAUCUUUUAUCUGGCUGCCCUAAUCUUGAAGACUUGCUCGUGCACCGAUGUCGUUACCCUAAUUAUGUAAUGAAUUUUGUUAUCGUGUCACCAUCUUUGAAGAGACUAACGAUCAAAGAUCGCACUGAUGGACGGGCCGGGGGAUAUGUAGUAAACGCUCCUUCUCUAAAAUACUUGACAAUUGAAACGUUACAAGGUUAUGAGAAUUGUAUGAUUGAGAAUGCGCCAGAACUAGUUGAGGCAAAUAUUAGAAACAUUUCUAAGAUAGUCAAUGAGAAGAUUAUGGGAUCUCUCAAGUCAGUCAAACGCCUUUCCUUGGACAUAUCACCCUUGGAGAUUAAGUGUCCUACUAGUAGCAUCUUCUAUCAGCUGUUAUACCUAGAGAUGCAUACCCAUAGAGUGGAGUGGUGGAAUCUACUGACCCUUAUGCUCGAGAGCUCUCCUAAACUGCAAGUCCUCAAGCUCAUUCAUGAAUAUUCGCAUUAUUAUCGUAUGCGUUAUUGGCGGACCGGUGAGAAAUGGAGUGAACCAAAGUAUGUUCCUCAAUGUUUGUUGUCCCAUCUCGAGACAUUUGUAUGGACAAGAUACGAUUCAAGAAAAGAAGAGGAGAAAGAAGUAGCAACUUACAUUCUAAGGAACGCAAUACAGUUGAAGAAGGCAUCUUUCUCCGCUAGACCCAUUGAAGACUUAAACGAGAUGGACGAGAGACUUGAGAUGCUUGAGGGGUUGAAUGGAGUAGUCAGGGCUUCAAAUUCAUGUCACCUUGUGCUUGAAUUGGAAUGA
Molecule: messenger RNA, 1394 nt
Organism: Capsella rubella
Lineage: Eukaryota; Viridiplantae; Streptophyta; Magnoliopsida; Brassicales; Brassicaceae
Product: F-box/FBD/LRR-repeat protein At3g51530
Exons: 4
Coding region: 78-1394 (438 amino acids)
Molecular function (GO): protein binding
Source: RefSeq, a predicted model, not a curated record